GAUUGUCUUGUAUCCAUGAAAUUUUUGUUUGAUUUAAAAAAAACGUGCAGCUGUUAUAUAUCAACGUUGAAAAGAAAAAUGAACAAUGAACUAUUCGAUCAUUGUUGUCAUUGGAUCCUGGAUGUCAACCACCUCUCCAGAAAAAAAAUUUGGAUAAAUUCGAUGAAUUUUUUCGUUCAUCACUUUGAUUCACAAUUUGACUUUUCUAGUGUUCACAUGAUUGUUUGAUUGAUUGAUCAAAAAAAAUGAAUUUUUCGCUCUUUCUAUCAUUAUGGUGGAUUUUUCCAAUAUUUACAAGUGCCAUCACCAAUUCCUCCGAUUAUUCAAUGAUUUCAGCAAUUCGUAAUAAAAUAUUUAAUGGUUAUGAUCCAAUGGCUCAUCCAGUAAUCAAUCAUACACAUCCAAUAAGUGUACGAAUGAAAAUGCGUUUAUUACAUUUUGGUCUAGAUUCUCGCCAGAGUUUACUCAAUUUUCAUAGCUAUUUUCGUAUCGAAUGGUCAGAUCCAUAUCUUAAAUGGAAUAAAAGUGAAUUUCGUGGUAUAAAACGAAUCAAUGUUCAUAUGGAUGAUGUAUUCACACCGGAUUUAAUUCUAUACAAUUCAAUACAACCAACGAAUAUGAUGAAAAAAUUUAAUCACACUGAAUUGAUUAUUACAUAUGAUGGCACAAUAUUUUGGUCACCAUUACUACGGAUGCAAUCAUUUUGUAAGCUAGAUCUUUAUAAUUGGCCAUAUGACCAACAAAGUUGUUCACUUAUAUUUAUAUCAUGGUCAUAUCCAGCCGAUGCAUUGGCUCUUUACAUUUCUACUAAAUCAAUAAAUCUACGGGAUUUAUGGCCAAAUAAUGAAUGGAAAAUAAUUAAUUCAACAUGUGAUACAAUAAUUGUUAGUGAUAUUCCUGGCCGUCCAAAUAUGUUUUUUCCCGGUGUACAAUAUAAGAUAUUUAUGCAGCGUCGUCAAACACCGUAUUCCUAUCUAAUCAAUAUUCCAAUCAUAUGCACGGUUAUUUUGAAUGUUAUAUCGUUGAGUUUGGUAAAUCCAAAACGAAAAAUUCGAUUUCACUUGAAUCAGCUAAGUUUUUUCAUCAUUCUAUUCAUAUCAUUUUAUCCAUCAUACAUAUUGGGUCCAGCAAUGUUUGGUACAACUCAACUUGUAAAAUUUCUUGGUUCAAUGUUAAUCACAAACGCUUCAUUAAUGUUUUGGUCUACAAUAGCCAGCAAUGUAAUCGAAUCAAAAUCAAAUCGAAUUGCCGAAAAAAUAUGGAAUUAUAUUACUGAACCAGCAUUACAUUGGCGAUUAAUUCAAUCAUUCAAUCAUUAUGAUAUUUAUGAUAAUGAUGCUAAUGAUGAUGAUAAUGAUCGACAAUCAAUUAUC
Messenger RNA from Dermatophagoides farinae (American house dust mite), 1373 nucleotides. RefSeq names its product neuronal acetylcholine receptor subunit alpha-3-like. The record is from RefSeq and is a predicted model, not a curated record. Gene Ontology annotation, biological process: monoatomic ion transmembrane transport. Gene Ontology annotation, molecular function: transmembrane signaling receptor activity; extracellular ligand-gated monoatomic ion channel activity. NCBI's taxonomy places the organism in Eukaryota, Metazoa, Arthropoda, Arachnida, Sarcoptiformes, Pyroglyphidae. Gene Ontology annotation, cellular component: membrane.